This is a messenger RNA of Acanthoscelides obtectus, 2365 nucleotides long. NCBI's taxonomy places the organism in Eukaryota, Metazoa, Arthropoda, Insecta, Coleoptera, Chrysomelidae. The record is from the annotation of a GenBank genome assembly.
GCUGAUGCGGGUAACCUAACCAUACUUUUUAAAAAGUUGAAAUGUUUUGUAAACAAAUAUAUUGAACAGUGAUUCCUAAAAUAAUUUCAAAUAUGUUGAAGAACACACUAUCGUUUAUCCGUUCUAGCUACUCCUCAACUGCGUUUUCGGUGAAAGAAAAACUAAAAGCAAAGGCAUGGCAGUUACAUGAAUAUGGAGAUACAAGUAACCUGAGGUUGGACUAUUCGAGAUUGCCAGUUAUAAGAAAGCCAAAUGAGGUUUUGGUUCAAGUAGAAGCAGCUUCAGUAAACCCUAUAGAUUUAUAUAUGUUAGGAGGAUAUGGCCAAACAUUAUUUCAAAUUCCAAGAAAUUUUGAACUAGAAUUUCCUUUAAUAUUAGGUAGGGACUUUGCUGGAACUGUUAUAUCAACUGGACAUGGUGUGUCUAAAAUCAAAGUUGGGGACCCAGUAUAUGGUUUUGUGCCUUUACAUAAACCAGGUUCUUUUGCAGAGGUUGUAUUAAGUGAUGCUUGUCAUCUUCAAUCAAGACCUAAACACUUGAGCCCUGUACAAGGUGCAAGUUUAGUUUAUUCUUCAAUGACUGCCUGGAGUGCAUUAUUCUUGUUUGGGAAUCUCUUGUUGAAGCAAAAAGAAGGUAUUAGAGUGUUAAUUCUUGGUGCUUCAGGAGGAGUAGGCACAGCAGCUGUACAACUGUUGAAGUCCCAGAACUGUGUGGUGUACUGCACAUGUGCAAAAGAUGCAGUAGAUCUAGUUUACUCGUUAGGGUCAGAUUGCGUUUUCAGCUACACUGACCCUGAUUAUGAAAAAAACGUAGAACUAGAAACUAGGUAUAACAUAAUAUUGGACUGUGCAAAAAUAGGCUAUGAUAAAAUACCUGCAACAUGGCAAUACGAUACCUAUAUUACAUUAAACUCCCCUUUGUUGACAAACACGGACAAACAAGGCCUACUUGCUGGUUUAGCAGUUAGUGCAAGGGACUUCGUGAAAUCUAACUUUGACAGCUGUCAGAAAGGAAGUCAAGUUAAAUGGGGAUUUUUCGUCCCUUCUGCAGAUGGAUUCAAGUUUGUACAUGACCUGAUAUCCAAAGAAAAGAUACAACCUGUCAUUCAGAAGACAUUCAAUUUUGAACAACUGCCAGAUGCCAUCAAGGCUGUUAGUGAAGGUCACCUUCGUGGCAAAAUAGCUGUCGAUUUUAAUAAAUAGGAUUUAUCAAAUUCGUGAAAUAAAUUCUCAACGUAAGGUCGCGGACCACUGAGAAGACGAUGUGAUUUGUGGCCAGCAUUGCAACUAUACCCUCAGGACAAAGUUUCUCAAUCAAAGGCUCAUGCAUCAUGGGCAUCUGUUAAAUGUUUCAUGAUGCUUGAUUUGUAAAUCAGUUUAGCUCAUUCCCUUGUAUUAUUUAUUUCAAACUAGCUUUGUACAUUUACCUAUCUUUAAGAAAUAUUCAAAGAACAGUGUAUUCCAUGUUUCAAAGACAUAUAAAAUUGAAAUGUCGAUGACAUUUUUUUCUAAUAUUCUUAUUACAUAACUUCUAGACAACUCAGUCUUGGCAAUAAUUCCUGGAAAGAAAAAAUUAUUUAGGGCAAGUUAUGCAGGGUGCCUAAAAAAGCAUACAUCUACACCAUUUGUAAAAUCAAUACUUAGUUAGUCUAUAACAUGUUGCAUUUGUUUUGCAAAUGAAGUUUAACUAUCCAGAGAUGAGGCUGUCACAUUUGUCAAAAUCACUUGUGAAGCUUCAAUCAAGACCUAAACACUUGAGCCCUGUACAAGGUGCAAGUUUAGUUUAUUCUUCAAUGACUGCCUGGAGUGCAUUAUUUUUGUUUGGGUAUAUCUUAUUGAAGCAAACAGAAGGUAUUACAGUGUUAAUUCUUGGUGCUUCAGCAGGAGUAGGCACAGCAGCUGUACAACUGUUGAAGUCCCAGAACUGUGUGGUGUACUGCACAUGUGCAAAAUAUGCAGUAGAUCUAGUUUACUCGUUGGGUUCAGAUUGCAUUUUCAGCUACACUGACCCUGAUUAUGAAAAAAACGUAGAACUAGAAACUAGGUAUAACGUAAUAUUGGACUGUGCAAAAAUAGGCUAUGAUAAAAUACCUGCAACAAUGCAAUACGAUACAUAUAUUACAUUAAACUCCCCUUUGUUGACAAACACGGACAAACAAGGCCUACUUGCUGGUUUAGCAGUUAGUGCAAGGGACUUUGUGAAAUCUAAAAUUGACAGCUGUCAGAAAGGCAGUCAAGUUAAGUGGAGAUUUUUCGUCCCUUCUGCAGAUGGAUUCAAGUUUGUACAUGACUUGAUAUCAAAAAAAAGAUAAAACCUGUCAUUCAGAAGACAUUCAAUUUUGAACAACUGCCAGAUACCAUCAAGG